Molecule: messenger RNA, 2839 nt
Organism: Microplitis demolitor
Lineage: Eukaryota; Metazoa; Arthropoda; Insecta; Hymenoptera; Braconidae
Gene: l(2)41Ab
Product: coiled-coil domain-containing protein 40
Exons: 6
Coding region: 71-2839 (922 amino acids)
Biological process (GO): axoneme assembly
Cellular component (GO): cytoplasm
Source: RefSeq, a predicted model, not a curated record
UCUCUUUAGCCUCUUGGUAAAAAAGUCAAAGAAAUAAUUUUGUUUAAUUAUUUAUUGAAGGAAAAUAAAAAUGGCUACGGUAGAAAUGCAAAGUGAAAGUAUUUCUCAAGAUGAAGAUAUUUAUAAAUUAAUAACGAACAGUUGGAAUGAAGCAGAAGAGACUCCAGAGUCUCUGAAAGUUCUUGAUCCAGAUGAUCCCUUGAUGAAGCGAUUUCAGGAAACACUAAGAGCUCAUCUUAUGAAAAUAAAUAAUAAGUUAACUGAAGAAAUAAAUGAACUUAAAGUUUCUUGUAAGGAAACAAAUAAAAAACGUGAGCAAAAAGGUCUGGAGAUAUAUGAAGCCCAGCGCGAGAUAUCACAGCAGCAAACAAAGAUAGAUAAAUACAGAAAGUCAUUAGAAGAUGUAAAACAAAGUUGUGAAGAAAAAGAGUGUCAUUUAAUUGAACUAAAAGACAUGCGUAAUAGAGUACGUAAUGAAGCUGAAGAAGAAAAUCGACGUGCUGAAGAACUAUCGCGGGAAAUCGAAAGCACAUCGUCGCUGUGUAAACGUUUUUCUGAGUAUGAACAAGAGAUAUCUGAUAAUUUAGCUGUGGCUGAACGAAAGUCGCAAAAAGACGCGAUAGCUGAGAGAGAAAUGAUUCGGCAGAAACAGGAAGCUGAUUAUAUUCUGUGGAAACUUUCGGAGGAAGUGUGGAAGCUGGAAAAAGAAAUUUAUGAUUUGAAACAGCAAAUGGAAAUAAAGAAUGAAGAAAAGGCGGUUGUUAUUCAGACAAUCGCUGACGCAGACGCUGAUCUCGAAGGAAUUCAGAGGGAAAGAAAGGAUUUGAUGGAUGCUUGGAAUGGUGUCAUUGCUAGUAUUUUACAGAGGGAUAAAGUUUUUAAUGAACUAUCGCAGGAACGAUCUAUCGUUAGUCUUGACUUUUUGUGUCUAUUCAUGGUAUUGAUACUCGGAUUAUUAUUGUUUAUUUGCUUUAAUUUUAGAACCAUGCGAGAAUCUUUCAAGACUUUACAAACUCGAAUAGAGAAAGUCAAGAAAGACACACAAAAAGAAAUGGAGAACAAUGAAAAAUUAACAGAAUUAAAAGCAAGACUUGAGGAAGAAGUUAAAUGUGCUGAUGCUGGCUACGAGAUGCAAAAAGAUAAAGCUGAAGGGAUGCAAUUUAAAAUUGACAAGCUUGCAAAAGAAAUUGAUUACUAUGACAGUCAACUUGAAUCUUGUUCUUAUGUAGAAUGUCAAGGUUUGAAAAACGAAGAAAAAUCACUUGAUCAAGAGCUUGAUAAAUUAGCAAAACAACGAAAGACUUUGGAGAAUGACAUUUUGGUGAAGCUUGAAGACAAAGUAAUUCAAGAUAAGGCUGUGAGAAGCCUUACUAAAGUAUUGCGCGAUACGAGAGAGACAGUAAAUCAAUUAGAAUUAUCGAUGAUUCAAAUGGAAAAUCAGUAUGGAAAAAAUUUAUUGAAUUUCGAGAGAUUGACAAGUGACGUGUCUAUGCGAAAAGAACAUUUAGAGGAGUUGGUACAUGGCAAUAGUGUGCGGGAAAAAAAAUUGACUGACAUACAGGAACAAAUUGAAAAAUACAACUCACUGAUUGAGCGCAAGCAGAAACAAAUUGCUGAGCUUAAUAAAAAAAUAGACGAGAUUAGUUUGAUGGACGGUGACAUUGAUAUGGCGCCGCAGGACAUUAAAAUAGCCUCGUUGGAAAAAAGUAUCGAGGAGUUUGACGCUAAAAAUCAAGAGUCUCAGCAGCAGUGGCUGCGUCAAGAAAGUCUGUUAAUUAGGCUGACUCAAGAGCAAGAUGCGCAGCUUGAUGAAAUCAAUCGUCUGAGCAAGCAGAUAAUGAUAAUGGAACAGAAGAAUUUAAAACUCGAGCACCUGCUGGAGAAUGAAAAGAAAACGGAAAAAAAUAUUGACAGGCGAAUGAAUGAACUUCAUCAGCGGCUGCUUAAAACCAAUGCCGUUCUUGCGGAACAAAAGGAACUGAGAGAACAACUGCAGGAUAAAAAUUUAAUUACUAAGGAUGAGUUUAUGAAAAAACUUGAGGAUGAAGAAACUGAGCUUAUUAAACUUAAAAAUAAUAUACGUGAUUUGGCGGAAGAUAAACGUUUACUUGAAGAUAAAUUACGUGACGCUCAUUCGGAAUUUUUUUCAUGGGAAAAGAAAGUCAGAAUGGCUGCUGAUACCUCGAGAAUAAUCAAAGACGAACAGAACCCUGGUGGCGAGGUUGCUGUCAUGAAGAGUGAGAUACAUAAAAUGGAGAUGAGGUUGUCUUAUCUGAAGAAAGUACAAGAGAAGAUGAUUAAGGACAUGGAGCACUGCGUUGUGCGUAGGGAAAUGAUUAUGGACGCAGCUUUGGCAAAGGAGCAGAAAAAUUCACGAGGGAGUCACAACAAGCAAGUGAUGUUUGAAAAACGUAUGGAAGGACGAAGGAUGAAAAUCAAACAGAUGACUAAAGAAAAUAAAUCACUGGAUAAUAAAAUUCUAGAAUUGCAAGCUGAGAAAAACAGACUUGACACAGAAACUGAUGAUAAUAAAAAACUACUCAAAGAUUAUGAAGACGAAAUACGGGAAAUUGAUAGAGAAAUUUCCGAAGCUGAGCUUAUGAAGCAUCACAAACUCGAGUGCUUGGUGAGAAAACAGCGGAAAAUAGGACUGCUGCAGAAAAUCCGUGAUGGAAAAUACAAAAUGUUUUAUAAAUCCGAAGCAGCAUUAAAUGACGAACUUGAGCGACAGAAAAUUUUGAACGUGAAUCUGAUAGAAAUAAUGGAGCAGACUAGUAGAGAUUUCCCUCAUCUCAAAGAAGAUAUCAAAAAAAUUCUCUUGACAAUACAAUUAUCAUAA